CAUGAAUCUUUAUGGCGGGCAGAGAAGUUGUCAGAAACUGUUCCAGGAGCAGCWCCGCUUAAAACUCUGAGCUCCAACAUGGUUGAAGGUCCAGGCUGUACGUUAAACGGAGAGAAAAUCCGCUCGAAAGUCAAAACGGGGCAGAAAGUGAWAGAGGUCAAGUGUAGUUCAACUGCAACGACUAAAAACAGUUCCGGGACAAACAAUGUGUUUGACAGCUUUGUUGGUUGUCAGUACACCGGUGUSCAAACUCUUGGCAAGGAGCUCUUCCUCUACUUUGGAUCAAGAGCUCUGAGAGUCCACUUUGGCAUGAAUGGAUCGAUGCGGAUAAAUCCCACUCAGACGAAGGUUAAAACAGGCUUUGCAGCAACGCUGGAAAUACACCUUACCAACGACAUUGUGGCCUUCUUUGACAGCACUGUAGAAAUAAGGUUGACGGAGGACUGCGAGCAGAAGGUCGGGGCGACRGAGAGCCUGGAUAUAUGCUCCUCCAGGUUCAGCCUCUCCCGCUCCGAGGAGGCGGUGAGGAGCCAAAGUGGCAGGAUGCUCUGCGACGUUCUCCUAGACCAAGCCGUCAUGCCGGGAGUCGGCAACAUCAUUAAAAACGAAGCCCUGUUUGACUCGGGCCUCCACCCAGCCGUGAAGGUGCAGCAGUUGACCGAGGAGCAAAUCCGUCAUUUGGUGAAGAUGACUCGAGACUUUACUCUACUUUUUUAUAAGUGUCGCAAAACUGGCUCUCCUCUUUACAAACAUUACAAAGUCUACAAGCGUUCCCAGUGUGGCCAGUGCUCUCAUGUCAUCACAGUGUGUCGUCUCGGAGACAACGGCAGGAUGACUUACUUCUGCGAGCGCUGUCAGAAAGGAGAUCCCUCCGGAGUUGACAUCAGUAAGCUGCCACUUAGAAACAGUCUGAUCGGUUGGGCUUAUAAUGAGAGAAGCAGCGAUGAUGUGGCUAAGAAGGAGGAAGAGGACUGGGCUUGUCAACUCUGCACGCUCAUCAACCAGCCAGCAGCCAAAUGCUGUGAUGCCUGCCUCACUCCAAAACCUGAAGCCCACAAAGACGACAUUAGCGCUGAAGCAUCGCCCUUCACUGCUGAUUUAAUUAAAUACCCCUGCAAUGCCUUCAGGAAACCACAAGAGGAGCUCAAAGUCAACUGGAGGUCUGCGUUUGGGACUUCCACCCUUGUUUUCUCUGACAURAGUAAGAAGCCAAAGCCUGUAAACUCUCCACUCUCUCCAGCCGGCAGUCAUUUGAAUUCCUUGGCGGCAGAGCGAGGUUUAUAUAAAAACAGCUUCUGCCAAGGGACAACAAGCCCCAAUUACGCCUCUGGUGGCUGGCAGAGGCAAAGUGCCGAGCUCUCCAAAAGGGAAUCGCUGGCCUCCUACAGUCACCCAUCUAAGAAAAUGAGAAUUGAUCACAGUCCCUUUCCCAGUAACAAACCUCAAAAUGGAGCCCCCAACUCAGGUGUGUGCGAAACACAGGCAUCCAGCACCGCAACCCCCUCCUCCUCCUCCUCCAGUCCCACUGCCCCUUGUUGUGCAUCGCAUUGGCGUCCAGCUGUCCUCAGAGUGGUCCACAAGGAGGGGGAGAACAAGGGACGCCAUUUCUACACCUGCUCUCUACCAAGAGAAACCAAGUGUAACUUCUUUGAGUGGGCUGAUUUGCACUUCCCUUUUUGUCACCAUGCUAAACGCUGUUUGAUGAGGACGGUUCUGAAGCUGGGUCCAAACAACGGGCGGACUUUCUACACCUGCAGCCUUCAAAAGGGCAAACAGUGUGAUUUYUUCCAGUGGGCAGAGAGAGGACCGGGGGUUUCCAUCCUUCCUGGGUGUUGACGCACAUCAACCAAAUAAUAACCUAUUUUCUAUGUGUUUUUUUCUUUCUUAAAUACACUGUGUAAAAAAUGUUACUCAGUGUGAAUAUGUUUGUAAUUAACUGUGACCUUUUAAAUGAUGACCUACCACUGUUUUCAUCUAAUAAAGAUCGUUUCUCAUCUC
Molecule: messenger RNA, 1998 nt
Organism: Austrofundulus limnaeus
Lineage: Eukaryota; Metazoa; Chordata; Actinopteri; Cyprinodontiformes; Rivulidae
Gene: neil3
Product: nei-like DNA glycosylase 3
Exons: 10
Coding region: 79-1836 (585 amino acids)
Biological process (GO): base-excision repair
Cellular component (GO): nucleus
Molecular function (GO): DNA N-glycosylase activity; zinc ion binding; damaged DNA binding
Source: RefSeq, a predicted model, not a curated record